AUGUCCCUGCUGCAGGACAACUCUCCCAGCUGCUCUCACUCCACCUGCAGGUGGAUCAGACUUCUGACCGACAGGAAGCAUCGAGGCAGCCCAGGGGUGAACAGGCUGAAGAGGCUGGAUGAUGGCAGCUCUUUGGAUCACCAGUCUUUGAGGCAUGGUUCUAGUGAAAAACCAUUCAGCUGCUCUAAAUGUGGGAAAAGAUUUCACCUCGAAGGAGAUUUUAUGAAACACAUGUUAACUCACACAGGAGAGAAACCUUUCAGCUGCUCACUCUGUAAAACAUCUUUUACAGAGAGGGCACAUUUAAAGAGACACAUGUUAACUCACACAGGAGAGAAACCAUUCAGCUGCUCACUCUGUAAAACAUCUUUUGCACAGAGCAGUCAUUUAAAGAGACACAUGUUAACUCACACAGGAGAGAAACCUUUCAGCUGCUCACUCUGUAAAACAUCUUUUACAGAGAGGGCACAUUUAAAGAGACACAUGUUAACUCACACAGGAGAGAAACCAUUCAGAUGCUCACUCUGUAAAACAUCUUUUGCACGGAGCAGUCAUUUAAAGAGACACAUGUUAACUCACACAGGAGAGAAACCAUUCAGCUGCUCACUCUGUAAAACAUCUUUUGCACGGAGCAGUUCUUUAAAGAAACACAUGUUAAUUCACACAGGAGAGAAACCUUUCAGCUGCUCAGACUGUAAAAGAUGUUUUAGAGAUAGAGGAACUCUAAAGAUUCACAUGUUAACUCACACAAGAGAGAAACCUUUCAGCUGCUCACUCUGUAAAACAUCCUUUGCACGGAGUGGUCAUUUAAAGAGACACAUGUUAACUCACACAGGAGAGAAACCAUUCAGCUGCUCACUCUGUAAACGAUCUUUUAGACACAGACUAACUUUAAAGAGACACAUGUUAACUCACACAAGAGAGAACUCAUUUUAGUUGUUCUGGUUUUGGUAAAGUUGACAUUCCACUCCCUCACUUGUCAACAAGACCUUGAGAAACUGGACCUCCCUCGUUUGGGGUAGUGACUCACUUCCAACUGGGAGGACUCUAUCCACUAACCACUACGAAGCCAUCUCCACUAAGAGAAUAUUAUCUGGGUAGAGAAGUCACCGUGUUUGUUUUGUUUAGCUUUAUCUGCCCUGUUCUUUGUCAUCGUGUAUUUUAUGAACCCCCGAGUGUUCCUCUUGUGCUUGUAGCUGCUGUCAUAGCGAUCCAGUCUGCUGAGCUUUGUUGAGUUGAGAUCCUCUACCAAGAAUAUGUCAGCAGAAUGUAUUCCAUCAGUUAUCUCUAUGAAUACAUCAUGUCAACAUGUUCUCCUCUAUGAAGACAUCAUGUCAACAUGUUCUCCUCUAUAAAGACAUCAUGUCAACAUGUUCUCCUCUACACAUGAAGACAUCAGCAUCGCCAGUUCAACCCAUCCAGUAGAAUCUAGUCUUUGGCUUUUAUUUUCUACACAUGUGAGACGUUCAAAGUCCAGCUGGCCCUGAACGCAGCACAGCCCAGUAAUGAGAGCCGUUGGCUCCUGCUGAGCUUCACUGUUGAUUUUGAGACAUUAUUAAUGACUUUUUAAGCCCCGUUCUGGAGUCCGUUCUAAGAUCUUUGAACAUUCAACAGAUACUUGAUACUCUUUGUGAUUGUUCUCAUUAAAUCACACAAUAUGUCCCUCAACUUUGCCAAGAGCUACACAUUAUAAUACAUAUGUGUCUCAUCCUCACUUCAUCAGAACAUGUUGCUAUGCACAUUAGUUACAGAUCAUCUUUAGUCAGUUUUACACGUCAUCUAUAAUCUUUACCUACAUGUUGCAGGUUACUUUAAUAUUAAUAGUAAAACCCUCAGAAUGAAGUUUGAGCAGGAGACAGAAUAAUAUGAACUUCCAAAGAUUACAAAAGAUGGAACACGUGACGUCAGAGACGAUCUGGAGACUUUUCAGUUAUUAUAAACACAACACGCGUUACCUUGAUGCUCCAUGGAGCGGCUCCCUGCUGUGACCACCGUCAGGAAUGUGUGUGUGUGAGGAGGAGGAGCAGGAGGAGGAGAGACCCUCUGGUUGCUGUCUCACCCUUGUGGUUGAUGUUGGGACUGCAGCUCAUGGACUGGAGAGUUGAAUUUCAAUUCAAGAGACAGUGUGUGAGAUUUAUCGGCAUCUCGAGGUGACGAGGCUGCAGAUAGCAGCACCAGCAAGACCCCCCCCCCGCCUCCUCAGGCAGCAGAGAAGACCAAAACACUCUAAUAAACAGUAAACUUCAGGCCGACUGCUUCUGUCUCAGCUUGUUUGUAAAAUAAAUAAAAUAAUCUUGUGUGCAGCUUGAUAGCGCUCUAUAGUCCCACAUGUGUCUCUUGAGCCAGUGUAAGGCCACCAGGUACAGGUGGGGUCAGCUGGGUGAAGGUGACACAAGAUGUGCUCAUGAAUAUGAUUCCUGCGCUGACGUUUAAUGGAGAGAGAAAUGGAGGAGAAAUAUAUUUUGUGUGUCCCUGAAUUCCAAAGUCAUAUAACUCGACUUUGCAAUACUUCACACACAUGUGCACUGUUUGCACUGUUUUAUUUCCUCUCAAUGUUUUAACCUUGGUGGCAUAUUUUUAAGAAACAACAUCUUGACAUGACUUUUCUCUAUUUCACUGUUUUUCAUGUUGUCCUUUCAGAAAUUAAAUGUACAGAAGAAGCCUGUUUAUUCCUGGAGUGUUGAAAAAUUGGUUCAAUGUUGUUCUUCCAUAUUUGUCCCAGAGUUUGUAAGCAAGCUGCAGCUGCUGGUUUUUCUUUUCAAACUAAAUAUGUGUGUUCAUGAUAAAUGUUUAAAUGGUUGCUUAAGAAAGUUACAUUUAUAAUUUGCAUGUGAAAUGAAUAUUCUUCAUUUAUGAAAUGUAUUUUUCACUGGUAUGAUUUCCACUCUGUUACAUCCAGAUUAUGGUAAUUAAAUGAAAUCAACAAAUAUUAAGCAUA
Pseudoliparis swirei is the source of this 2938-nucleotide messenger RNA. RefSeq names its product gastrula zinc finger protein XlCGF17.1-like. The record is from RefSeq and is a predicted model, not a curated record. Bases 1 to 936 code for a protein of 311 amino acids. Gene Ontology annotation, biological process: negative regulation of transcription by RNA polymerase II; regulation of immune system process; regulation of cytokine production. The transcript has 3 exons. NCBI's taxonomy places the organism in Eukaryota, Metazoa, Chordata, Actinopteri, Perciformes, Liparidae.